AUGUUAAAAUCUAUUAUCUUAAUAUCCGCCAUAACGGUCUCAUUGUCUGCUGUUAUUCCCAAGGGUCUGCAGCCACAAAUAGUAGAUGGUCGUAUAGUGGGUGGUAUACCCACUACUAUCUCUGCUGUGCCCUGGCAAAUAUCUCUUCAGCGUAGUGGUUCUCAUUAUUGUGGUGGUGCUGUUCUCAAUCCCCAGAUAAUUCUUACAGCUGCCCACUGUUUGCGUUCUGCCUCGGUAAGCAACUUAAAAGUACGUGCUGGUUCUACCUAUAGGAAUAGUGGUGGUGUUUUAAUAACUGUUGCUGAUUUCCUAAUUCAUGAGGAUUAUAAUGGUGCAACUUUGAUUAAUGAUAUAGGUGUAGUCAAGUUAUCUUCUCCUUUAACCAUAUCGAGCACCAUUAAACCUAUUGCGUUGGCCACUCAAGCAGCUGUUGAUGGCGCUGCUGCAUCUGUUUCUGGUUGGGGUACUACUUAUUAUGGUUCUUCUUCACUACCCUAUGAAUUGAGAUCUGUUGAUGUGGAGAUUGUUAGCAGAUACACUUGUGCUUCGACUGCCUAUAAUUAUGGCUAUAUAGAUCAAAGCAUGAUUUGCGCCUAUACUGUUGGUAAGGAUUCUUGUCAGGGUGAUUCUGGUGGUCCAUUGGUAUCGGAUGGUGUUUUGGUUGGUGUUGUUUCUUGGGGCAAUGGUUGUGCUUUUACUGGUUAUCCUGGAGUGUAUGCUGAUGUUUUUCAACUGAGUUCAUGGGUGAAUAAUACCGCAGCGACUAUUUGAACAAAUUUUGUUAAAUAAACUUGAAAUCUGAAAAGAAGAAAGUUGUUUGGUGUUUGAUUUUGAAUAGUUUUAGGAAAUAUCUGAAAUAAUGAAAUAUUAAGAAUGGAUCAAAACAGUAUUAAAUACUGCCAAAGGUGGCAUUUCAUAUAUUUAUUAAUAGAUCUCUAAUUAACGACUAUUGUAUCUCAAUGAAAAGUUUACAUUUCAGACUGUCCAUGAAGUGCAGUUUUAAGUUAGUUUUAAGACAGUGUAAUAACAGUUUAGUAUUUAACCCCUCUUUUGCAAAUGAAAAUUAUAUAGACCCAAUAUUAAUAAGUUCUUAAACUACUA
This is a messenger RNA of Lucilia cuprina (Australian sheep blowfly), 1101 nucleotides long. RefSeq names its product trypsin alpha-4-like. Gene Ontology annotation, molecular function: serine-type endopeptidase activity. Bases 1 to 771 code for a protein of 256 amino acids. Gene Ontology annotation, biological process: proteolysis. Lineage: Eukaryota; Metazoa; Arthropoda; Insecta; Diptera; Calliphoridae. The transcript has a single exon. The record is from RefSeq and is a predicted model, not a curated record.